Anisakis simplex (herring worm) is the source of this 366-nucleotide messenger RNA. NCBI's taxonomy places the organism in Eukaryota, Metazoa, Nematoda, Chromadorea, Rhabditida, Anisakidae. The record is from the annotation of a GenBank genome assembly.
AUGGAUUCUGAGAUCGGUGCGUAUCGUCCGACUUAUUUUCAUUUGCGAUUGAUGUUCAACGGUUCGGGUGAUGGCCAGUGGACAAUUCCUGACGACGACAUUCUUAUCAUUCCUGACAGCAUGACUGAUCAAGAGCAAAACAGAAACGAAGACGAUUUGAUGCCCUUUGAAAGAAUUGAUCGUACCCCACCGACUAGGCGUCCUCGACAACCCACAUUUCUCCAGCCUCAGUUCGGCGAAUCGCCUGAAUAUCAUCGUGCUAGAGCGAUGCUGAGGGAUGAAUUUAGAGAGAGGCGAUUGCAUCGACUCAGAGAUCUUCUUAUUCAGCUUUCACCAACCACAUUUACGAAUCCGAGAGGUCGAUGA